This is a messenger RNA of Trichomonas vaginalis G3, 985 nucleotides long. Its product is annotated as protein of unknown function, DUF4106 family. The record is from RefSeq and is a predicted model, not a curated record. Lineage: Eukaryota; Parabasalia; Trichomonadida; Trichomonadidae. The annotation marks the transcript as partial. The transcript has a single exon.
AUGAACGGAAAUGUUUCCGAAUGGUAUAACAAAUGCGACAAUGCCAUUAGAAGGUCAGAAAUAGUUCCUGGAACUUACGAAUAUACAACUGCUGUUUCUUAUGGAAACGUAGGUGAGUUUGGAGAAGGUUCUUCAACAACAGUAGAUAUUGCUUGCGACAGGUUUCAUAUUAUUUCUAUUGACAACUCAUUCUUAUACGUGGAACAAGACAUUGAAAUAAAACCUUCUGCCAAGUUGUCUGACAAGAAAGGUUGCAAUGGAAUUUUCUAUGUCGGAUACCAAUAUGCUCCAGAAGUUUUCAUGGGAUAUAAGAUAUAUUCUAACUCUGACUUAGUUCAAACAGUAACAUGGGCAAACUAUGAAUGGUUCGCUUUGAGAAACUCAGUACAACCACAAGCUAGAGAACAAACAGACCAGUAUGCAACUAUUGAGAAAAUAAGAAGACUUGACCCUAACGUUCCAGGAGUUUAUGUUAACCUUUCUGGACAAACUGCAGCAGCAGUAACCAAAGUAAAAUUGAAACUUAGAGUUCCUUUGUCAUCUUUCCUCAUCUUCAGGUUUUUAAGAUACUUGCCAAACUGGGCAGGAAAAAUUUCUAUCGAACUUACUCCAAGCAAAAAUAACUUAGUCAUUGCACCAGCACAAGACCCAUUCACUAUUACAGACGUAAAGGGAACAAAUCAAACGUCAUUCGCCGAAUUUUGCAAAGACAAAGUUGACUUAGACUUUGGUUUCUCAAACUUCAACAAUGAAGUAAACUAUUAUUUCAAUGCUGCUGGAACUGCUUGGGACCCAGUUAAGUUCACAUGCGAACAGUUUGAAUGCAAGAGAAUAGAAAGCAGACUUGCCGUUUAUAUGUUGGACCCAGAUAUUUCAAAUGCUUUAGCUGCCAAAUAUAUUGCAGUUCCACUUAUGUUCCCUAUACACCAAAUAUCUGUCAAAGACUUUGCAGGUGAAGUUGGAAACCAAAAUCCAGGAGCCGCAG